AUGACCAGAUACGAGCUGAGCAAAGACCAAGUUCUCGAGCAAAAGGAAGCUUUCGAUCUGCUGGACAUUGAUGGCAAUGGCAAGGUCACCUACCAGGAGGUAAAGGAGCUGUGGGAGAUGAAUGCCAAGCUUGGACAGCCGAUGUCUGAACAGGAGCUGUCUGAGCAGUUCACUACGCUUGACGUCGAUGGCAGCCAUGCCGUCACCUUCCCGGAGUUUCUCAAAGUCUACGUGAAAGGUGAGUUCGGAAGGGAUGUUCCUUUGCCCAGAGACGAGGAGACUCUUCAGGUGAACGACCUGGCGCCGGGCCGGACUGGUUCCCUCAACCACACGCUGGAUCCGAUUGAUGAGUCCAAGAUGGUAAUGAAGUUGUCCCAGAAAAACAGCGCAGCCUACUAUGUGCGGGUGGCGAAACUGAUGCUGGCUGGAUCGCAGGAGAAGCCCGCAUCAGACGUGCUCGAACUGAACGCUCUUGGCUAUGCAAUUCCGCAAGCGACAGCUGUGGCGGUCGCCCUUGAGCAGCAGCGACUUGGCAAGGUCCUCUCCAUUCGAACGGGACUGCAAGAAGUGCGGACCUCGGCAUCUCUGCACCGCGAGACGCUCAGCAUAACGGUGAUCGUGAAUGUAGACUGUGCUUCGCGAUCGGCCGCCAAGGACAUCUCUGGUGAGAUCCGAGAUGGCCGGACAUGGGCUGAAUUGGUUGAGGCUGGCUAUCUGGAUGUUGACUGGCGGGAUGUUGAGUUCCCGGUCGGGUCGCUGGAGUUACCAAGAUCCUUGAGACGUGGAGAGGCGAAAACUUUUCUGGCAUGCCGAAUCGCACUGGGCAGAGCAAGUGCGGUGAAGGAAGAGAGCCCCCCCAAGUUUCCCGAAUUUUUUGCGUCAUGCUUGGUUCGGAGUCAGCCAUCCCGCCUUGCAGCGAAAGCUCGCGGAGCUGAACAUGCGGACCCUGUUGCUGACUGGCAGCAGGUAUAUCGGGUACGGCAUCGGGAUCAAGUUCUACCUUUUGCCUUGUGCGAGGUGGUCUUCGAGGAGCGGCGCGCGGUUGCAAAACCGCUGAUCUGCGAGUUUUGCGAGCAGCGACCAGCAACUGUGUACUGCAAGAAUGACAACGCACACUUCUGUGCAGCGUGCGAUGCAGCACACCACUCGGAGAAUGAGUUCUUUGCAAGGCAUCAGAGGUUCGCCUUGGAGCAUUCACCUCUUCAGUUCGGCCUUUGCCGACAUAAUCCCUCCGAGCGCUAUGAAAGUGUGUGCUUGCAGUGCAAGACGAUGCUUUGCCGAAUGUGCAACAAGUUUGGAGACCAUGCGCGGAAGGAGAUAGAUCGGACGACAGAUGAUUUCUUUGAUCGAACAUUCCAAGUGGCGCAUCUGACAGGAGCACGAAGGGCACAGCCUGAUGUCGACCGUGGAGGCAAAUCCCAAAGACAUGUGAAUUGGAGCUGUGCCUUCCCGCCUCCCUGA
Symbiodinium sp. CCMP2592 is the source of this 1461-nucleotide messenger RNA. Lineage: Eukaryota; Dinophyceae; Suessiales; Symbiodiniaceae. The record is from the annotation of a GenBank genome assembly.